Messenger RNA from Xenopus laevis (African clawed frog), 2383 nucleotides. RefSeq names its product endonuclease/exonuclease/phosphatase family domain containing 1 L homeolog (gene eepd1.L). Gene Ontology annotation, cellular component: plasma membrane. Gene Ontology annotation, molecular function: DNA binding; catalytic activity. Gene Ontology annotation, biological process: DNA repair. Lineage: Eukaryota; Metazoa; Chordata; Amphibia; Anura; Pipidae. The record is from RefSeq and is marked provisional.
UGUUGAUGUCAUUCUACUGGGAUCCUUCGUACCUCAUUUAAACUGAUAUCUGUCACUAGUCUUCCUGGUGAUUGGAGAUGAAAGGGUGGGCCCACUGAUAAGGUAGGGGGGUUAAAAGCAUUAUGGUGUGUGUUCACGUAUAUCCAUCUCAAAUUAAACCUCAGAGCACAUCGGGCAGCCUUGCAGAACUGGAUGCAGAAGAUAUCGCCGCAGUUUAUAUAGUCUACGAGAGGGAGAUUUCUUAUUGCCUUAGCUGAGUUGUUUUUGGAAAGAGUGCAAAAUGGGGGGCAACCUUGGGUGCCAUCGGUCCAUCCCUAAGGAUCCCUCAGAUCUAUGCCAAAAGAGCCGCAAAUACAGCGCAGCGUGCAACUUCAGCAACAUCCUGGUGAGUCAGGAGCGACUGAACAUUAACACUGCCACUGAGGAGGAGCUCAUGACUCUGCCGGGGGUGACAAGACAGGUGGCCCAGAAUAUAGUGGAGUACAGGGAAUAUAUUGGUGGCUUCAAAAAAGUAGAGGACUUGGCACUGGUGAGUGGGGUGGGAGCUGCCAAGCUGGAGCAGGUUAAGUUUGAAAUUUGUGUGAGCAGUAAGGGGGGUUCAUCCCAGCACUCCCCCAAUUCCUUGAGAAAGGACACAGAAUAUGGGCAGCAUCUGUCAGCUGCCAGGCUCAAUUUGAACACUGCUUCUGCUUCCCAGCUCAUGAACCUCAGGGGGCUGACCCAGGAGAUGGUGGAGGAUAUUGUUCAGUACCGCAGUCAGCAAGGUCCACUGAAGAGCAUCGAGGAUCUGGUAAAGGUUGACUCUAUUAGUCCAUCUUUUCUGGAUAAAAUCAGACAUCAGGUUUAUGUCCAGAGAUCGCGUCCUUCUUCCGCACAUACCAAUGGAGGGUUACAUUUUAUGGCAAAGCCUCACCCCAGCCCAACCUCCAUAAGCCUGCACAGUGAAGACUUGGAUUUUCCACCUGGGGGGCCCACCCAGUUCAUUUCAACUCGCCCACCUGUGGAGUUGUUUGGUGGUGAGAGGGAGGGCAAGCCUGUCCUUAGGGUGGCAACCUGGAAUCUGCAAAACUGUAGCCUGGACAAAGCCAACAAUCCAGGAGUGAGGGAAGUGGUGUGCAUGACCCUGCUAGAGAACAGCAUCAAGUUACUGGCUGUUCAGGAGCUGUCUGACAAAGAUGCACUGGAAAAGUUAUGCACAGAAUUAAAUCAACCAUCACUGCCCAACAUUCGUAAGUGGAAGGGGAUGCGGGGAUCGUGGAAGUGUAUUAUUUCUGAAAAGUCAUUAUGUGGUCCAAGUGAGAAAGAAGAAUAUUUUGGUUUCCUCUGGGAUGUCUCAGCUGGCAUAGAACUGAAAAAUGUUAAUUUAUCGGAGAAUAUGCAAACUAAUGGCAAUGGCAAGCACAUGUAUCUGCAGCCGUACAUUGCACAUUUUAAGGUCGGAACAUGUGACUUGACCUUAGUAAAUAUUCACUUGUCGCCUCCAACAGUGGAAACUGUGAAGCAUCAGAAUGACACUUACAAAUCAGCAGUGUUUGGCCAAGCACUGCAGGAGACCCUGAAAAAUGAGAGGGAUGUCAUCAUUUUGGGGUGUUUCAGUCUUCCAGCAGACUCCAGUGAGUUUGAUGUACUGAGAAAAGAAAAGUUUCACUGUCUACUUCCUCUCAACACCUUUACCAAUAUUAGCACAAAGAACCCACAAGGCAAUAAGUCCCUGGACAAUAUCUGGAUCAGUAAAAGUCUAAAAAAGAUUUUCACAGGAUACUCGUUAGUAGUAAGAGAAGGCCUUACAAAUCCCUGGAUCCCGGAUAACUGGUCCUGGGGAGGAGUGGCUUCAGAACACUGCCCCGUGUUAGCAGAAUUUUACAUGGAUAGAGACUGCAAUAAGAAGGAAAUGGCUACGAAGGCAAAUGGCAUGACAGUGGAACGCAAUGACACAAAACAUGAAAGAUGAAAGAAAAACAGAGCAGCCAUAUCAUUUCAGCUGGACAACCGGGUAAUAACCCUCGUGUCGACUGUGAACUUUAGAAAGGAAUUGCUAUGCCUUGCACAUCUUGCAUAUUAAUGUUUGGUUUUAAGUAUCCCACAAGCUCUCAUGCUAGAACUGGAUAUUCUAUAUCCAAUUGCAAUAGAACAGCUGCUGUCUUUAACUUGUUCCAGCCUCCUGCUGCCGCUUGGCUGCACACAGAUUUUUGAUAUGGAUGUACACUGUGCAAUAGAAAGAGAAAAAGCUCUUUAAACAUUUCAGUGAAACAAUACAAAUUUCUGGGAAACUAUUGUCUUUUUAUUUGUAAUGUUUUUGCUAAGCAAAUGCAAUAACAUAAGACCAUUAACACUGUAAUAUUUUUCCUUAAAAUUAAUUAAAUUACACAAAGUAAUGAAAGUA